AAGCAAGCUAACUUUAGCUGAAAGCUGCCUUCAUAUCACAUCAGAAACUGAUUUUUCUGAAAAAACAACAAACACGGAUGCCGUCACGUGACAAGGAACGAACAGCCAAGUGAGAAAAGUGUGAAUCCGUGACAGUGUCAGUGUCUAAAACCUGACAAGUAAGUCUUGUGUUGAAAUCUUUCAUUUUCUUUAACUUAUUCUGUUUUUUUCUAGAUUUUCAGUUUUUUUGCGUACUUAGUGAUCCCCGCGUAGAAAAUCAAACUCUUUUGUCCAUUCAUUCAGACAGUGUAAACUUUCAUCACCAUAUUUCCCUCUAUUUAUAUCCACUAUCAGACUCUCAGGAGGUCCAACCUCCUUUGUUCCCUGUACCGGACAGAGGUCGUGCACGACUGUUACAUCUCUGUAAGGUUCGGUUAUAAGCUUUAUACUGAAAAGAAUAUACGCAGAUGUAACCCCUUUGUAAUCGCCAACAUUUUGGUUAGUACCUGUUGUAAAAGACAAUUUUUUUUGUUUAAGCUGUGGUAAGUAUAGGAAUGUUUUUCUGAUUAUUUGCGCAACGUAUUGUUUUAGGACUUUCGUGUCAUUUCCUGCACGGAAGUUUUAUUUUGAAAGGACAAGAAUGGAAGAAAAGGGAAAAAACGGCGGUAGAAAAGUGCGGCACAUAAGGACAACACGGACUGCGGAAAGGGACUUUUAAUUUACUGUUUAGCUCCAGUCAGCGCUGGCAACAAGCUCUUAUGUUGGUUUGUGAAAUUAGACUAUUGACAUCCAAAAUAAAACUCAAACCAUCAAUGAAGACUACGUACCUGACUGGAAGCUACACCUGUAAUUUCAUUGUACUGCUAUGCAAUGACAAUAAAGUUAUUCUAUCUGGUUUAUUCUUUUUCAAUUACACAUUUUUGUCAGUAACUGUAAUUGGUUGCAAUUACAUUUAUUUUGUCAUUUAAUUACAAUAGCUAUAUAUUCCCCAACACUGUUAUUAGGCUAUAGAGGUUUUGUAACUGGCCAGAAUCCAAACGAACAAAUUUUCUUUUAUUUAUAUUCUCUUCCUCUGCUCUCUCACUGUGUAGUUCCCCGCUCCUCCUGCCGGUGUCGCUGCAAUCAUUUUGACUUCCACAUUGUUAAGUUCUUUAGGGGGUUAGGGACUUUUAUUUUGACAGCGAUGUCUAAUCCGGACGUAGCGCUAUUUUCUCGGGUCGGGGAUGCUUGAGGUGGCUCACAGACCGAGCAGUGGUCCGGUGUCUGUGGCCGUCAUUUCGUUUAGCUCUAACGCUUUUUUUGUGAUGGGGGUUUGUGCGUGUCCGUCCGGGCGCCUGCUGGUAUGUCUGACACUGCUGGUCUCCGUGGUCCCCCCUCUGAUCGCCUGGGACGCGGAUCUGGAGCUGUUGGACCUGGUGGAGGAGAUCCCGCAGACUUUCUACCAGUUCCUGUCCCUUGAUCAGGACGCCUCAGCAGCAGAGAUAAAGAAGGCAUAUCGUCGUCUGUCUCUCACUCUGCAUCCUGACAAGAACAAAGACGAAAAUGCUGAAACUCAGUUCCGACAGCUCGUUGCCAUUUAUGAGGUCCUGAAGGACGAGGAGAGACGGCGCAGGUACGAUGACAUUCUUGUGAAUGGGCUUCCUGAUUGGAGGCAGCCGGUCUUCUACUACAGACGAGUGAGGAAGAUGAGUAAUGCUGAGCUGGGCUUUCUCCUCUUCCUCAUCCUCACUGUGGGACACUAUGCCGUCAUCUGGUCCAUUUACCUGGAGAAACAGCUGGACGAGCUGCUAAGUAAGAAGAAGAAAGAGAAGAAGAAGAAGCUGAGCUCCAAACCUGCUGAGGAGCUCAGGUGUAUUAGCCAGGACCGGACUGACAGAGUUCAGGAACGACCUCACUGGCAGGACAUCCUCCCUCUGAAGCUCAGCAUCUGGCUUUACCUGUCUGUAAAAAACCUGCCUCAGACCAUCCAGGAGGUGAAGCAGUACUAUGAGGACUACCAGCAGAUGAAGCAGCAGCAGCAGCAGCAGCAGCAAGAAGAUGGUAAAGCUGAACAGGAAGCUAUGACCAGAGAGAAGCGCCCAAAGUUCAAGAAGCCAAAGGUGGAAUUUCCAGUUUAUGAGCCAUCUUCAGAGAUCCUGAAUUAUCAGAGCUAUGACCAGACCACGUCCAUCGAGGAGAUCGAAGACCAGAUGGACAACUGGCUGCAGGACCGCAAGGCUGCCAAGAAGAAGGCUUCAGACUGGACGGAGGACGAGCUCAGCCUCCUGAGCAGGUUGAUGGUUAAAUUUCCAGGAGGAACUCAAGGUCGAUGGGAAAAGAUUGCUCAUGAACUGGGACGAUCAGUGUCUGAUGUCACAACUAAAGUCAAACAGAUAAAAGACAAUGUGAGCCACACUUCGGGUCUGGUGAAGUUGUCUGAGCUGAAGGGCCUGCCUCCUGUGAGGUCACAUCCUGCUGUUAGUGUGAUGACUCAGAACAUGGGUGGGGGCUGUGAGGAGGAGGAGGAGGAGGAAGAGGAAGCAGGUACUGUGGUUCGACGAAGGAACAGGAAGUCUUCAGCAGCAGAUGGGGGGGAGGUGAAGAUCAGAGGUCGUCGGCAGAAAGAUUUCGACCCAGCAGCAGUGGAAGAUGAGGUAGAGCCUCAGGAGAGCAGGGAGAAGGUGGACCCCGCUGCCUGGAGUCAGAGCCAACAGAAACUGUUGGAACUCGCUCUGCAGCAGUAUCCUCGAGGAACCGUUGAACGCUGGGACCGCAUCGCCAAGGUGGUCCCUGGGAAGACCAAGGAGGAGUGUAUGAUUCGUUAUAAGAUGUUGGCAGAGCUUGUUCAGAAGAGGAAACAGGCCAAGAGCUAAUGAAAGGUCCUGACCCCUGACUCCACCUCCUCCUGCUGUGACCCCUGACUUCCUGACAGGUGACCUAUCAGACAGGGGAACAUCCAGGUGACAACCCUGCAGUGUUUUCUCUCUCUGUCCAGGUGAGCUGCCUCCUGAUUGGACUGAGUUUUAGUUUUUUCAUGUGCAUGAGGUGGCAUCUCGCCUGCUCAGGUGUGUUUUUAUAACUGAUGUAUCAAAGGAAGCAGGUAGCUAAUCUGAAGCCACCUGACCUCUGAUGUCACAGCUUCAUGUGCCUUAGCGUUGUUCAGCAUGCUGUCAAUCAACUUCUGUUCAGUCGGUCAAUAAAAAGUAUUUAUUA
Messenger RNA from Monopterus albus (swamp eel), 3171 nucleotides. RefSeq names its product DnaJ (Hsp40) homolog, subfamily C, member 1 (gene dnajc1). The transcript has 12 exons. Bases 1203 to 2831 code for a protein of 542 amino acids. The record is from RefSeq and is a predicted model, not a curated record. Gene Ontology annotation, cellular component: endomembrane system. Lineage: Eukaryota; Metazoa; Chordata; Actinopteri; Synbranchiformes; Synbranchidae.